ACCCAGUGUUGGCUCGCGAACAGAGGAGACAUCUCUCCCCGUAGUAAUCUGGACAGUUUUUGGAUCAUCGUUCGUUCCUCUUUCUCUCGUACAGUCAGAACACGGACAGAGGAAUUCGGAGAAUCGAGAAGCCAAUCGAGUCGACGAUAUCAAGAGCAGUGCCGUUUCGUAGCCGACACGUAGGCGAGAAGAUUUCACCAAGCGAAGCUCAGACCACCGAGAUUCAAGAAUGAGCAAGCAGUACACAAGGAACGAGGUCGCGACCGCCACCGGCAAGGAGAAGACCCUGAUAAUCCUUCACGACAAGGUUUACGACGUCACGAGCUUCCUGAACGAGCAUCCGGGCGGCGAGGAGAUCCUGUUGGAUCACAGCGGCAAGGACGGCUCGGACGAUUUCGACGAUGUCGGUCACUCGAACGACGCCUUCGAGCUUAUGAAGAAGUUCGUGGUCGGCGAGCUGAACGACGCUGAGAAGAGCCACAGGAAGCCGAAGGCCGCCUGGACGAGCGAUUACGCAAAAUCGCAGGGCACCAAGAAAGACGAGGGGAUGAAUCCUAUGUUGCUGAUCGCUGUCGUGGUCGUAUUCCUCGCGAUCUUGUAUUUCGUGUACUUAUAGUUCUCCGAUCCGUGGGAGACCGACCCUAUUCCGUGUCAGGAUCGAUCGUGAUUGCGAGUAGAACACAGCGCGUGUGUGGCCGUUGACGAUCGAGGACCCCCGAUCUGUGAUUUCAAUGACAUUCUAUCCGCAUUUUUUUUUCUUUCCACCUCGAUCAAAGAGCGUAGGGGCACGCACGAUUAGUCGAGGUGCCAAGCUGAGAUUGUGGGAUGGUGCGCGGUGUGAAGAUGAUCCUGCAUCGAAUGCGUUAUUUUAUCUUGGAGCGGUUAUCAAGACUUCGAUACCUAACUUUUAUGAAUGGGAAUAUGCUCGGAGGAAUGAUCGUCUCUUUGUAUCUUGUUAUUUUGUAAUUUAGUGCGGGUGUGCUUGCUCGACGAGAAGCGUUUCAAAAAAA
Molecule: messenger RNA, 1010 nt
Organism: Dufourea novaeangliae
Lineage: Eukaryota; Metazoa; Arthropoda; Insecta; Hymenoptera; Halictidae
Product: cytochrome b5-like
Exons: 2
Coding region: 230-616 (128 amino acids)
Cellular component (GO): membrane; intracellular membrane-bounded organelle
Molecular function (GO): heme binding
Source: RefSeq, a predicted model, not a curated record